AUGCACCCCGAGACUCUGUGCCCCCACGACUCCCUCAAGAUUCGAACAGACAAGGCAGAAUACGGCCCGUUCUGCGGGAAGACAUUGCCCCGCAGGAUUGAAACCAAGAGCAGUACCGUGACCAUCACCUUUGCCACCGAUCAGUCAGGGGACCACAUGGGCUGGAAGGUCCGAUACAGCAGCACAGCUCAGCCUUGCCCUGAUCCAUUGGCGCCACCUAAUGGCCACAUCUCCCCUGUGCAAGCCAAAUACAUCCUGAAAGAUCGCUUCUCGGUCUUCUGCGAGACUGGUUAUGAACUUCUGCAAGGUAAUUUACCCCUGAAAUCAUUUGUUGCGGCCUGUCAGAAAGACGGAUCUUGGGACCAACCGAUGCCAGAGUGCAGAAUUGUGGACUGUGGCCCUCCUGACAAUCUACCCAGUGGCCAGGUGGAGUACAUCACGGGUCCUGCGGUGACCACGUACAGGGCUGUGGUUAAAUACCGCUGUAAUGAGCUCUACACAAUGACAACCAAUGAUGGUAAAUAUGUGUGUGAGGCUGAUGGAUUCUGGACGAGCUCCAAAGGAGAAAAAUCACUCCCAGUCUGUGAGCCUGUGUGUGGAAUAUCCACCCGUACUACAGAAGGUCGUAUAUAUGGAGGACAAAAUGCAAAACUUGGUUACUUUCCUUGGCAAGUGCUGUUACUAGGUAAAACCAUGGCAGCAGGUGCACUGCUGUAUGACAGCUGGAUCCUAACGGCUGCCCAUGCUGUGUAUGACCAAAGAGAAGAUGCUGCCUCCCUGCAGAUCAGAAUGGGGGCCCUGAAGAGAAUAUCACCUAAUUACACACAAGCCUGGGCCGAGGUCAUUUUUAUACAUGAAAGUUACAUUCAUGAUGCUGGUUACGAUAAUGACAUAGCACUGAUUAAACUGAAGAACAAAGUUGUAAUCAACAGCAACAUCAUGCCUAUUUGUUUGCCAAGAAAAGAAGCAGAAUCUUUCAUGAGGACAAAUGACAUUGGAACUGCAUCUGGAUGGGGAUUAACCCAAAGGGGGUUUCUUGCCAGAAAUCUAAAGUUUGUUGACAUACCAGUUGUUGACCAUCAAAAAUGUACCGCUGCCUACGAAAAGUCCUAUCCAGAGGGAAGGGUAACUGAUAACAUGCUUUGCGCUGGCUUGCAAAGUGGGGGCAAGGACAGCUGUAGAGGUGACAGUGGGGGGGCAUUAGUGUUUCUAGAUAAUGAGACCCAGAAGUGGUUUGUGGGAGGAAUAGUGUCCUGGGGUUCCAUUAAUUGUGGGAAAGCAGAUCAGUAUGGGGUCUACACCAAAGUCAUAAACUACAUUCCCUGGAUCAAGAGAAUCAUUAAUAGUAAUUUUUAA
Molecule: messenger RNA, 1356 nt
Organism: Rangifer tarandus platyrhynchus (Svalbard reindeer)
Lineage: Eukaryota; Metazoa; Chordata; Mammalia; Artiodactyla; Cervidae
Source: the annotation of a GenBank genome assembly